UUAACAAAAUUUCCCAUUGAACCGAGGUGACGUGGACGGUACAAUGGGAAUAAAAAAAAAUAGUUGUAUUUUGAGAACUAGAAAAAUUUCCAACAUUAUUUAGGGAAAGCGUUCAGAAAAAAGGGAGAAAAAACCUAUCUUCGUUUUUAAAGUAUUUUAAGAUAUUGAAAUUCCAAUCUUAUACCCGUCAUUUCAAAUUCCAAUAUUCAUAGUAAAAGCCCAAGUCUCUCUCUCCUCCAUUGUAGCAGAUUCCUCCGUUAAAGCAGCUUAGCAAGCUCUCUCCGCCAUUGAAGUAGACUAGUGAGCUCUCUCCUCCAUUAAAGCUCUUUCUCCUCCGUCGAAGUGUAGCAGCGGCGCGUGUGAGCUUUUUCUCCUCCAUUGAAUCGGCUUCUGAGACUUAUUCAAUUAUCAUGGAAGAUGCGGCAAGGAGAAACAGUUCUAUCCAACGAUUCAGAACAUCGAUUCCUCCCAGUGCUGGACGUGAAGAUAGGUUCUUGUUCAAUGUUGAUUUAAAACAAGAAAAUGAUGCAUCUAAUCAGAUUUUACGCAAAAUUUUAGAGUCGGUAGACUUCAAGAUAGUUGGUGCACUAGAAAAGCUAGAAGAAGUUGAGGCAUGGAGAGCAGAAUCACUCUCAAAGAUGGUGCUUACAGAAAGUGAACGUGCACAACCUUCGCCACUAAGGACGGAAGGGUUUGAUAAUCAUAAUCGACAAGUUUUCUACUUGAAGGUGAUGUUGGUUGACAAAAAACGUGACACUAACAUCCUUUUAAAGGUUUUCUGCACUGAAUUAGGAAGAUUAAUGGAACAGUGCAAAGAUUUCUUUUUGGUCGUCGAUUUCACUGGCGGAAAUACUCAUAUGCAAAGGGUGCAUGUUCAUGAAGCUCUUAACAUAAUUCAAAAAUAUUAUCCAAGAUUUAUUAUGGAUGAGCUCUACAUCGGUGAGUUUUAUUAUAGUAUUCCUUUGAACAUGGCCAAGGGCAAGUAUAUUGUAUCUUUAGACCAGGCUCCAAAUCAACUUUUCAGAAUUAUUCCGGCUCAUCACGUCCCCGUUGAAUAUGGAGGUAUUCCUUCCAUCGUCCCCGUUGAAGGACAAGAAAAGGUAGACUCGGGGCAUGUCGACAUUGUUCAUGGUGAAAGGAGAAAACUUGAGCUACAUUGUUCAGAGGGGUCUAUAGUGACCGUCCGAGCACGAGUGGUUGGGUGGGAGGUUUCUUUCGGUGCAAGGCUUGUGCCGACAGACCCAUCCGUCCGACCUACCAUUUACCCCCUUCUUCUACGCGAGUUCAACUUUAUGCCUUCAGACAGCGAUGAUUACGAGGAGAUGAUUUUAGACAAUGUUCCCUUCAAUGGCAAGAUUUGUAUUGAAGUUGAAAACAGUAGUUUUAAAACAAAAAAAUUAGUGUAUUUGUGUUUUGCCCGUAGGCAGAGUAGUUAGUGUAUGUGUGAGAUUUGAUUUUAAUUAGUAUCUUAUGUUUUAUUUAGGUACCCACUUGGUUUUAUCCUACGUUGGUUUUACAAAUGGGUUUUAUUUAUUGUAUUGUGUUAUUGAACUUAUUUUAGAUGUUAUGUAUUUUAUUUUAACUGGUUGUUAAAAACUUCAUACUAAUUAUUAAGGAGAUGUGUUAAUUAUAAUCA
Molecule: messenger RNA, 1636 nt
Organism: Chenopodium quinoa (quinoa)
Lineage: Eukaryota; Viridiplantae; Streptophyta; Magnoliopsida; Caryophyllales; Amaranthaceae
Product: patellin-5-like
Exons: 5
Coding region: 411-1436 (341 amino acids)
Molecular function (GO): lipid binding
Source: RefSeq, a predicted model, not a curated record